Mycena citricolor is the source of this 575-nucleotide messenger RNA. NCBI's taxonomy places the organism in Eukaryota, Fungi, Basidiomycota, Agaricomycetes, Agaricales, Mycenaceae. The record is from the annotation of a GenBank genome assembly.
CCGAAUCCCAUGUCCUCCGCGGCUCGUGCCGGCGUCUGAACCCUCCGCCGCUUGCGUCAACCACCCGCACCCGCAGGAAAUGAGCAUCAAAGCCAUCGACAAGACCUCCGUACACCGGAUCACCUCCGGCCAGGUCGUCAUCGACCUGCAAACCGCCAUCAAAGAGUUGGUGGAGAACAGUCUUGACGCGGGGGCCACGAACCUCGAGGUACGGUUCAAGCAGUAUGGCGUUGCCUCGAUCGAAGUCAUCGACAACGGAUGCGGGAUUUCGCAGGAUGAUUACGAGGGUGUCGCUUUGAAACACCACACAUCGAAGCUAUCCUCCUUCGAAGACCUCACGACCGUCACGACGUUCGGCUUCCGCGGCGAGGCCCUGUCGUCCCUGUGCGCGCUGUGCGAGUCCGUCGUCGUCUCGACGUGCACGAAGGCGCCCAUGGGCGUCACCCUGGAGAUGGACGCGAGCGGACAGAUCAGGCACAAAGGCAAGGCCGCGCGGCAGCCAGAAAACUGUGCAGAUCCGGACGUCCGGCACCCCCUCAACUCGAGAUGGCGUGUCGGCGCUCUGGGGCCCGAAG